CUAAUUUUCCCGCGUAAAGAUAAGUUCUUGAAUUCUGUGUGCGUAUGGAAUAAAAAGCAUGAAAUUAAUUAUUGAAAGAUAGCGUUUUUUAAUUCGGAGGAUUGUUAGUAAUUAAAAAAAAACCUUCAGUAUGGACAUCACCAACGAAAUCUUAGAGCAACUUGAGGAAUUCUCUCUUUCUGCAUCUGAAGAGAUUUUACUCAAAAUGAAGGAAUUUUGUUUUGCUUAUAAUUGCACUGCUGAACAUAUAGUCGAUACUUGGGUAGCCUUUUCUGCUACAAAAAAAUGUGACAUGCAGCCGACGUUGGGAAUGCUUGAUCAUAUGGAAAAAGAAGUAUUAAUGAAGAAUUCUAACAAAUCUGCAAAGAAUCGCAAAUCUGUUACUACACCUGUCUAUAAUUCUGCCAGCAUUGAUCUGAUCUCUGAUGAACGUUAUGACAUUUCUGAUAAAUCCAAUAGAAGAAAUUCUGCCACCGUGAAGAAAAGUCCUAUCAUAUUUUCUCCAAAUUCACUAACUCCAACGUGUUUUACACCAUCAAGAAAAUUUGCAUCCAGGACUGGUGCUGGAGAAGUUGUUUGUUCAUUUGGUGACACACAAAAUGUGGGAUGGAAACUUUCAGAUGAGUUUUCUUGUUCAAUAAUUCCUUAUAAUGAAAAGACUAUUCUCCAGGAUUCUUACCAUUUUAUGUGUGAGAAACUUCGAGAUCGAGCAUCAAUACUAAAUGACAUGAUACAAGAUGCAGCUCAGUAUUUUGAAGGCAAAUAUGAUAUUCAUGAGUGGGGUCAUAUUCAGUUGCCUUCUGUGGAAACUGUUUCUGUAAUUGGCCGCAUUUGUUCAGAUGGUAGUGGUAGACUGACUGCAUCCUCUUUGCUACUUGAAGGUUCUCAAGAAAUGUGCUCAGGUGCAAUUAUGCCAUUAGAUGUUAGUCGUUUGGAGAGUUUUUCUUUAUUUCCUGGACAAAUUAUUGCUGGAACAGGAAUAAACAGCUUAGGGAAAAAAAUCAUUUUAAAUAAUAUAUAUGAGGGUGUUUUCCCAUUACCAUCCCCUGAGGCUCCUGAUUUAGCCAAUUGUUUUGAUUCCCUCAAUGUUGUUGUAGCUGCUGGACCUUUUGCUACUUCUGAUUCUUUGUCUUAUGAGCCUUUAAAUGACCUCAUGAAAUAUGUCAGAGCAAAUUUGCCACAUGUUGUGAUUUUAAUUGGCCCCCUAGUGGAUAUAAACAAUGAUCUGAUUGAGAAAGGAGAUCUAAAUGAAACCUAUGAUGAACUAUUUCAGAAUUUAAUAGCUGAAAUCUUAAAGCACAUUGAAUCCUCAAGUACAAAAGUUGUUCUUGUGCCCUCCAUUAAGGACGCCCAUCAUGAUUUUGUGUACCCAACACCACCAUAUAAAACAAAGAUGUUAACUAAGGUAAUUUUUUUCCUAUAA
Molecule: messenger RNA, 1423 nt
Organism: Stegodyphus dumicola
Lineage: Eukaryota; Metazoa; Arthropoda; Arachnida; Araneae; Eresidae
Gene: PolA2
Product: DNA polymerase alpha subunit B
Biological process (GO): DNA replication initiation; DNA replication
Cellular component (GO): alpha DNA polymerase:primase complex
Molecular function (GO): DNA binding
Source: RefSeq, a predicted model, not a curated record